AGGGACGGACGAAAUAGUAAGUUCAUGCGAAUACCUUUCACACGAUUCACUUACCAGGAGGUACUAGUGGCCCGGCUUCAAUUGUAUACAACGAGGGCGGUCACCGUGCAGACGAGGACGAGCUAGACUCCCACCCAGAAGAUGAUUUCGGUCCAUCCCGACCUGCGUCUCGUGUCGUGUCUCGUGCCCCUUCAGUCGCGCCUUCGCGGACACAUUCGCGAGACUCAAUGACAUCAGGUGCGAAGACGCCACAAGGGGGUCCGAGACAGGAGCAGACUUUCGCAGAGCUGCCAAACCGACACCGGACUACCUCCAUCUCACAAUCUGCAACGGCUGCUAAAGCCUCCGCAACUGCUGCAUCUGUGUACUCGGAGCGCACGAGAGAGCUCGAAUUUGAACACACGGUUUCCUCUUCACGAAUCUCUUCCUCAGUGUCUCAUUUCGAACGUGAUCGUAAGGUAUCUUCGUCGACAACGAAAGUGUCUACAACUGCAUCCGUAGUGGACGAAAAGCGUGGCAGGGAGAGUGAGAGAGAAAAAGCGAAAGCCAGAGAGAAAGAGAAGCAGGAACACGAGAGAAGGGAGAAGGAGAGAGAAAGAUUGGAGAGAGAAAGAGAGCGGGAACGGAAAGAGAAUGAGGAGAAGGAAAGGCAGGCACAUGAAAGAGCGCAACGAGAACGAGAAGAGGCAGAAAGGAAGGAACGCGAACUCAAGGAGAGGGAGGAGUGGGAGAGACAAGAGCGGGAACGAGAACAGAGGGAGAGGGAGGUAUGGGAAAGACAAGAGCGGGAACGAGAGCAAAGGGAGAAGGAGGAGAAGGAGCGGAAAGAACGACUGCAAGCAAGAGACAAAUCGAAGACUCCACGAGGAACGAGCAAGCAGAAUUCUCCCAUCGACCUUGCCGAUUCAGUUGUUGGGAAGAGUCCUGGGCGACUUGGUGAAACACUUACCUCUGUCUGGGGAUCCCAGUCCAAAGCGGUUACGCCUGCUGCUUCACCCUGGCCUGCACCGAGAUCCGUUGGGCCCACUACGCCCAAGACAGGGAAUCUAUUGCCUACCGAGUCACGUAAGGCCACACCGCGGAAUGUACAGGCCAAGUUGCCUACCCCGGCUACGCCGGCGCUCGGUGAAGCUCGACAAUCUCUCAUUGUAGAACAGACCGUCGAUGACGCCACGAAGAACCUUUCCGUAGAGGUUCCUCAGCACCAGUAUGUCGGAAGUACCGAAGGCGUUGCACAUACUCCGGCAGACUCUCUACCACCGGACCAGUUUACAACCGGUGGAGUCUCUCAAGAACCUGCAGGAGAUAUCCACACGACCCAAUCGAAUAUGGAGAACCAAACCCAGGAAAGUGCCGUGUCUGGUGCAUUUGAUAGUUGGGACAAUAACGUCACCGGCGGUGACUGGACAUCGGGAGGCCAGAGCGGAGGGGACGGCUGGACCGACCUCGUCUCGCCGUCGGGUGGCAAGGCUGACAAGGCUGGAUCCGCUGCGGGAGCCUCAUCGCUGCCAUCACUUAGUUGGGGAGUGGGCGGCUCCAAUAAAUGGCCUUUCUCGUCUCCGAAAGCGUUCGGCUCGGGUCUCACAGGGGCACUCGGAGGUUUUAGUAGCUUCCUUGGUACAGGCGACCACGGGAAGAGUGAACCGAAGGCAUCAGAGACGCGUGUGGACAGUCUCGAUGACAUUCCGUUGGACGGUAUCACUUCUCAGCUAGAGGACGGACUCACUGAACAACCUCCUGCGGCUGCUACUGUGACAACCGAACCGGAGCAAACUGCUUCGCUGGACACUGGAACUGCGGAUGGCUGGGCUCACGCUUCCGAGGCGCCGGGUGAACCUGCACCUGCACCUGUGACAUUGGAAGAAAAACCCUCUCUGUCGUUGGACCCUCAGGCCCAGACCGAGUCUGGGGAAGCUGGGGAAGCCCAAGAAGAAAACGCGGAAGAGAAGGGUGCUGAAGAUGGCGAAGGCGGUGCUGAGGGUGCCGGAGAAGGUCAGGCAGGAGCUAAUGAAGAGGGAGAAGAAGAUUGGGGACAGCAGACCGGCAAGAAGAAGAAAAAGAAAAGUGGUAAAGAUACCAGCGUCCCGCCGACUCCCAUCGAGCCAACGAGGAGCGGUAGUGGCGGUGGUGGCGAGAAGGCCAGCGGUGGUAAGAAGAAAAAGAAGAGGUAAACAUACUGCCCUCUUUCCCAGAGUCCGUGCGGGUGGUUGUUUAGUAGACGUCUAUGCUCGCGUUUUUGUAUGCACCCUACGUUUUUGUUUUACUUACCUUUGGUCCCACGAUGUAGUUUCUUGAUUGAUAAUUAGAUGUAUUUCUUGAAAACCAGAAACUGAGCGGAUGGGUUAUUAU
Pisolithus orientalis is the source of this 2349-nucleotide messenger RNA. RefSeq lists its product as uncharacterized. The coding region runs from base 228 to 2171 and encodes 647 amino acids. The transcript has a single exon. The record is from RefSeq and is a predicted model, not a curated record. Lineage: Eukaryota; Fungi; Basidiomycota; Agaricomycetes; Boletales; Pisolithaceae.